UUUUGGGAUUCAUAAAGUCCCUGUUGCUUCUCAGCUACAUGGCAUGGCAGAAAUAUGUAGCCUUUUGAGUCCCCUAAGGAAAAGCUAAGUGACAGCUAAAUAAAUAUUUACUAGAGGUAUUUCUCAAAGCAAAAGGAUUUUCCCACCAAAAAGUUUUUAUUUUUAACUUACAUUGUUGUAUCUUCAGCAGUAUCUCUGUUAAGAUAAGUAAGAUGGAUUUGCCCAUAGUUAGAUGUGUACCUGACUUUGAAGAAAUAAGAUGUCAGUUACACUGCUCUGACCUCAGGUUCCAGAAUGUCAAGGCAACAUUCUUUAGAAGAGAUGUUCCCCUUUGGAUUGAACCAAAUUUAGAAUCAGCCAGCUUACUGUCAAAAAGGACAGCCCUGCGGACAGAAAACAGCUCGCACUAUGAAUUGCUUUGGAAAUCACAUCUCUGGGUUUCAUGAGGAUGUUUCCUUCCUCACCAUACAGUCACCUCCGUCGCUCUCACCCAUAUCGUUGGAAGAUGAACAUUUUAUUUCCAACCUGAGGAGCCAGGCGGCCGCCCAGGUGGUGGUGAAGCAGCCUGUCCAGGGAGCCGGUGGCAGGACCAUGCUCACGAUUGUCCAGGCUGGUGGGGACUGGAGCACUGGCCUCUUCAGUAUCUGCAGUGACAGGAGAAUCUGCUUCUGUGGUCUGCUUUGCCCGCUGUGUCUCGAGUGCGACGUCGCCAGGCAUCACGGAGAGUGUUUUUGUUGGCCGUUACUACCUGGGUCCACCUUUGCCCUAAGAGUUGGCACCAGAGAGAGACAUAAAAUACGGGGCACCCUGUGUGAGGACUGGCUGGCCGUGCACUGCUGUUGGCCCUUUGCCAUCUGUCAGGUGGCCCGGGAACUCAAGAAGAGGGCCUCCCAGCUCUAUGAAGUCUACGCAGCCCCUCCAGCGCGGGACACCUUUACCUGCCAGAGCAGGAAGACUUCCCCCACUCCCCUGCCUCCCCUGCCUCCCCUACAGUCCUCCCAAUAGAGAGAUUGUCCUCUUUAAAUUUUCACUGAAAUACUGUGAAGAUAAAUAGUAUCCCACCACUGUCUUUACUGUUGUUCUUUAUGCGUACCCUCGAUGAAGACUGUUACUUGUCUGAAUUUCCUGUUCCAGGCCAACUGCACAGGGCAGAUCCUAGAGGUGAGUUCUGUGCCCUCCCCCAUCCUGCCUGGAGUUUUGGAAGGCUGUGUUUUCCCCCCGUCUUUCUCCUGCCGUCCUUUCAUGGGGCUGUCUAGGAAUCUAGACGGAUUGUUUAUGGCUUUCUUAUGCAAGUCCCUUU
Manis javanica (Malayan pangolin) is the source of this 1300-nucleotide messenger RNA. RefSeq names its product PLAC8 like 1 (gene PLAC8L1). The record is from RefSeq and is a predicted model, not a curated record. Lineage: Eukaryota; Metazoa; Chordata; Mammalia; Pholidota; Manidae.